Molecule: messenger RNA, 408 nt
Organism: Chaetomium globosum CBS 148.51
Lineage: Eukaryota; Fungi; Ascomycota; Sordariomycetes; Sordariales; Chaetomiaceae
Exons: 2
Coding region: 1-408 (135 amino acids)
Source: RefSeq, a predicted model, not a curated record
AUGCGCGCCGAGUGGGCAACGAAAGGAUCCGGGGACCCCGUGCUAUUGGGAGCGGAGGAGUUAAUAAAUGUCAAACCAUCCCUACCGAGUCGCAGUCCAAGGCCGCACCAGGGUACACAGGCGCCACAGCGAAAAUUAGACCAGUUUGAGCAGGAUUGGGGCGGUCGAGUCAGACCUUUGUGCCUGUGGACACGCGAGGGAAUCAGUGGAACACUUUCUUUUCCGAUGCGUGAGAUGGACAGCUCUGAGGGAAGACAUGCUGCAAUGCACAGUGGCAAGACGAGGAAGCCUCUCAUUCUAUCUGGGAGGGAAAGCGCCAUCAGAUACAAGGCAUUGGUCACCAGAUAUGAAGGCAGUCCGGGCGACGAUCAAAUACGCAAUGGCAACAGGAAGGCUGGAGCUGAAUGA